UAUUUUUUGCUCUUCCCAUGACAGUUAUAUUAGUUAUUUAUAUUUUGAUUGCCGUAAAGUUAAAACAGACUAAUGGGAAAAUAAUAACCAGUCCUCCUAAUGUUAAAAGGGACAGGAAUAAAGCUGUCGCAAUGCUGGCAGCUGUAGCAGCUUUCUUCUUUAUAUGUUGGUUCCCGUACUUCAUUCUACAACUAAUGAUGAUCAUACCACGCUUCAGAUUAGAUGAUUAUUUCUAUAUGUGGCAAGUGUUUGGAUAUUUGAGCUUAAUCAACAGUUAUUUAUCAACUGCGGUUAAUCCAAUUCUUUACGGACUUAUGUCGCGCAGAUUUCGGCAGGCGUUUAAAAAUUUGUUCGUCGGGAAGAAAUCAUUGGUUAUAGAAGGCGCCAAUCAUAUACCAACUCUAAGGACCAGCAUCACCGCCAAUGAAGGAUUGAAAAAAUUACAUCACCAAAAUACUUUUUAAGGAUGAAGAUAAUC
This is a messenger RNA of Papilio xuthus (Asian swallowtail), 478 nucleotides long. Its product is annotated as neuropeptides capa receptor-like. The transcript has 4 exons. Gene Ontology annotation, biological process: G protein-coupled receptor signaling pathway. The coding region runs from base 18 to 464 and encodes 148 amino acids. NCBI's taxonomy places the organism in Eukaryota, Metazoa, Arthropoda, Insecta, Lepidoptera, Papilionidae. Gene Ontology annotation, molecular function: G protein-coupled receptor activity. Gene Ontology annotation, cellular component: plasma membrane. The record is from RefSeq and is a predicted model, not a curated record.